Molecule: messenger RNA, 1241 nt
Organism: Camelina sativa (false flax)
Lineage: Eukaryota; Viridiplantae; Streptophyta; Magnoliopsida; Brassicales; Brassicaceae
Product: protein PHR1-LIKE 3
Molecular function (GO): DNA-binding transcription factor activity; DNA binding
Source: RefSeq, a predicted model, not a curated record
AAAAUAGUAUCGGAGUGUUGUCCCAAUCAACUGAUAUCAACUCGUCUCUUCGCUGUCUUUGGAUAUCCAAAAAUCUGCAUAUUCCUCCUCUGUGUCCCCUUACAUUUCUCCUUCACUUUCCCGGGAAAAUAGCCGAGAAAAUUAAAAUAAAAUUUAGUGGUGGGGGUGGUAAAAGAAAGAGAAUGUACUCGGCGAUUCAUUCUUCUCUUCCUCUAGAUGGAAGCUUGGGAGACUACUCUGACGGAACUAAUCUCCCCAUCGAUGCCUGUUUGGUCCUCACCACUGACCCCAAGCCCCGCCUUCGUUGGACCUCUGAGCUCCAUGAAAGAUUCGUUGACGCCGUCACUCAGCUCGGCGGACCCGACAAAGCAACGCCCAAAACUAUAAUGAGGACAAUGGGAGUGAAGGGUCUCACUCUCUACCACCUCAAAUCUCAUCUUCAGAAAUUUCGUCUAGGGAGGCAAUCCUGCAAAGAAUCAAUUGACAACUCCAAAGAUGUUUCUUGUGUUGGGGAGAGUCAGGACACAGGCUCAUCGUCAACAUCAUCGUUAAGAAUGGCUGCUCAGGAACAGAACGAGAGUUACCAGGUCACUGAAGCUUUGCGUGCCCAGAUGGAAGUCCAAAGAAGACUACACGAGCAAUUAGAGUAUGCGCAGGUGCAAAGGCGACUCCAGCAAAGGAUCGAGACGCAAGGAAAGUACUUGCAAUCAAUUCUAGAAAAAGCUUGCAAGGCUAUAGAGGAGCAAGCUGUUGCGUUCGCUGGGCUAGAGGCGGCAAGAGAAGAGCUAUCAGAGCUAGCCAUAAAGGUCUCCAUCUCCAAUGGAUGCCAAGGAGGAACAACAACAAACACCUUCGACACAACCAAAAUAACAAUCCCAUCUUUAUCCGAGCUUGCAGUAGCAAUAGAGAACAAGAACAACUGUUCAGCAGAGAGCUCUCUGACUUCCAGCACCGUAGGAAGUCCAGUUUCAGCUGCGUUGAUGAAGAAAAGACAACGAGGAGUGUUUGGAAACGGGGAUUGUUUGGUUGUGGGUCAUGAUGAAGCUGGAUGGGUUAUACCGAGUAGUAGCGUUGGAUAGAGAGAGAGCGAGAGAAAAUUUUAGCUUAAUUAUUUGCUUUGUUGUUGUAUUUAACUUUAAAACUUCGUAAUCAAACCUCUCCGCAAUGGGGAACACUUGGUGUGUUCUUAGCCCAUUAAAAUUAUAAAUAUAAUGAAUAGUGGCAUAAGAACAUGUUGUCUA